Molecule: messenger RNA, 735 nt
Organism: Zasmidium cellare ATCC 36951
Lineage: Eukaryota; Fungi; Ascomycota; Dothideomycetes; Mycosphaerellales; Mycosphaerellaceae
Product: polysaccharide lyase family 7 protein
Exons: 1
Coding region: 1-735 (244 amino acids)
Source: RefSeq, a predicted model, not a curated record
AUGAAAAUCCAAUUCGUAACCGCUAUAGCCUCUUGGGCACUCUCAGUGGCAGCCCUCAACCCCAAAUGUGCCCCCGGUGGCAACUUCGACCUGAGCCCAUGGCAGCUCCAACUCCCGACGGGCAGCUCAGGCAAACCCACCACAAUCCCCAGCUCCCAACUCACCGGCUGCGACGGCUAUGAAGACUUCUCCACCUUCUUCACCGAAACCAAGGACGGCGCCCUCGUGAUGAAAGUCUGCGGUUCUCCCUCCUCCUGCGGAUGCGUGACCACUCCUAACAGCAAACACUGCCGUACCGAACUCCGCGAGAAUGAUUCUUGGUCUCCGGAUGAUGAUACGAAUCGAUUGCGUGUGACGCUGUCCGUGCCGACGCCGGAUGAUAGCAAGUAUGGCACUGUCAUCGGACAGAUCCACAUUGACGACUCGAUCUCGAGCAAACCAGUCGCUGAGCUGUACUACAGCCAAUCCGGGGACUUGCACAUGGGAGUGGAGCAGACACGAUCCGGCGGGAACGAGGUCUUCACGAAAGUCGGGAAUGUAGGCGUUGGGAAGCAGUUCCCCUACGAGAUUCGUUACGAGGGCGGGAGAUUGAGUGUGAGCGUUAAUGGAGGGGCGCAGCAGGGGCUUUCGACGUACUCUUUGAAUUCUCCGGAGAGCUACUUCAAGGUGGGGAAUAAUAAUCAGGGGGAUGAUGCUUCUGAUGUGCAUUUCUUGGCUGUUGAGGUGCAGCAUUAG